GAGCAUGCGCAGAGCAGGACCAGCGCGUGCGCUGUGGUGUUUAGCAGCUUGCACGUCUCUGCCGGUGCAUGAACAGGACGAGGAUACGCAGCACGACCUGCCAAGAAACCUGAGGCAUGGCUCAGUUUGGGGGCCAGAAGAACCCUCCAUGGGCUGCCCAGUUCGCGGCCACGGCGGUAACUCAGCCCGGGCACUCGGGCCAGUCGCUUGACUUGAACAGUUUGCACUCGCUGGGUGUGCAGCAGCCUUCUCUCCUGGGGGCCUCCCCAUCCAUGUACUCCCAGCAGUCUCUCAGCAGCCAGUCAGCCAACUACCAGCUGUCCCAGCAGAAUGCAGCUCUACAGCAGCAAGCAGCCGCUGCUGCGGCCGCCGCAGCCCUGCAGCAGUCCCAGAUAAACUCCGCCCUGCAGCAGUAUCAGCAGCAGCAACAGGCUCCGCCCCCACCACAGGCCCCGCCCCCUCAGCAGACCCUCUAUAAUGUCCCUCACCAGCUGCCCCAACCACAACAGGCUUUGCUUUCACAGCCUCCUGUUGCCUUGCCGACCAGCCUGGGCCUGUCGAACCCGCAGCAGACGGCCCAGAUCACGGUGUCGUACCCGAGCCCACGCUCCAGCCACCAACCCCAGCCCCAGAAGCAGCGCGUCUUCACCGGCGUCGUCAACAAGCUGCACGACACCUUCGGCUUUGUGGACGAGGAUGUGUUCUUCCAGCUCAGUGCUGUGAAGGGGAAGACGCCCCAGGUUGGGGACCGGGUUCUGGUGGAGGCCGUGUACAAUCCCAACAUGCCCUUCAAAUGGAACGCUCAGCGCAUCCAGACCCUGCCACAGCUGGCAUCUCAGCCGCAGGCUCAGUCUCUGCCGCCCGUGUCUUCGCAGCUGGUGAGCUUUUACUCUGAUCCAGGAUUGCCCCGCUACUCUGAAAUGCACCCCACGGUGGACUCGAGACAAAAUAGCCACCCCCCCGGGCCCAGCCUGAUGAAGCCAGCCCCACCCGCCAUGCUCCAGUCCCUGCCCCCCCCCUCAGGGUUCAGCCUGCCCGCCCAGGGACCGCCGCCCUCCCUCCUGCAGGCACAGCUCUCCGCCGCCUCACUGGCCCCCCUGCUGCAGAACCCCCCCCAGCCGCUCCUGCCCCAGCCCCCGCCCAAAGAAUGUGUGUUUUCUGCUGGGCUGCUCCAGCCCCCGGUGCGGAUGAUGUCACAGCCGGUGCGCCGGCUGGACCCGCCCCCCCGCUUCCCCAGCCGUAGUGAGCGGCCUGAGCUCAUCCUGAGGAAGGACGACCGCAGCCGUGAGCGGGAUCGGGAACGCCGGCGCUCCAGGGAACGCUCUCCUGCCCGCAAACGCUCCCGGGACCGAUCCCCUCGCCGGGAACGCUCCCCCCGGAGGCCCCGCCGUGUCGUCCCACGCUACACCGUGCAGUUCUCCAAAUUCUCCCUGGACGGCUACAGCUGUGACAUGAUGGAGUUGCGCCGCCGCUACCAGAGCCUGUACAUCCCCAGCGACUUCUUCCAUGCGGAGUUCUCCUGGGUGGACGGCUUCCCCCUCUCCCGGCCCUUCCAGUUUGGCAAUUACUGCAACUUCCACAUCAUGAACCGGGAGGUGGACCCGCUGACCAAGAACACCGCCAUUCUGGAUCCGCCGGACGCAAAUCACACAUACAGCGCUAAGGUGAUGCUGCUCGCUAACCCCAGCCUGGACGAGCUGUACCACAAGUCCUGUGCCCUGGCGGAGGACACGCAGGAGCUGCGGGAUUCAUUCCAGCACCCCGCCCGCCUCAUCAAGUUCCUGGUUGGGAUGCGGGGUAAGGAUGAGGCCAUGGCUAUCGGGGGCCACUGGUCCCCCUCCCUGGACGGAGCGGAUCCCGAGGAAGACGCGUCAGUGCUCAUUAAAACGGCGAUACGUUGUUGUAAGGCCCUGACAGGCAUUGAUCUGAGUUUGUGCACGCAGUGGUAUCGCUUUGCAGAGAUUCGCUAUCAGCGCCCUGAGGAGACACACAAGGGCCGCACAGUGCCCGCUCAUGUGGAGACUGUGGUUUUGUUUCUCCCGGAUGUUUGGCAUUGUCUUCCUACCCGCUCAGAGUGGGAGUGGCUCGCCCGCGCACUCAAGGAGCAGCUGGCAGAGAAACUCUCGGCUGAACGAAAGGAGGCUGAUGCAGAACAGGAGGAAGAGGAGAAGGAUGAAGAGGAUUUGAAGGAGGUCACCACUCCCACGCAUUGGGCCAAGCUGGACCCCAAGUCGAUGAAGGUGAAUGACCUGCGGAAGGAGCUGGAGAGCCGGACCCUGAGCUCCAAGGGGCUGAAGUCGCAGCUGAUCGCGCGCCUCACCAAGCAGCUGAAGCUGGAGGAGCAGCUGGAGGAGGCGCAGGAGCCCGAAAAGCCCGAGCCACCUCCCGUAGAGGAAGAGGAGCCAGCCCGCUCCGAGGAGGACCGAGAGGAGGAGGAGCGCAAGCGGCAGCAGGACGUGGAGAGGCAGCGGCGGGAAAGGCGCUAUAUCCUGCCCGACGAGCCCACCAUCAUCGUGCACCCCAACUGGGCGGCGAAAAAUGGCAAGUUUGACUGCAGCGUGAUGUCUCUGAGCGUCCUGCUGGACUACAGACUGGAGGAUAACAAGGAGCACUCCUUUGAGGUCUCUCUCUUCGCUGAGCUUUUUAACGAGAUGCUCCAGCGAGAUUUUGGCUACAGGAUCUACAGAUCCCUGGCAGCACUGCCCUUCAAGGAUGAGAAGAAGGAGAAGAGAGACAAGGGGAAGAAGGAGGUGGAGAAGAAGGAGGAGAAGAAAGAGGAGAAGAAAGACAUUAAGAAGGAAAAGGAGGAUGAGGAGCCAGCAGUGAAGAAGAUGAAGGACGAGAGGGAGGACAGGAAGGAGGAGGAGAAGGAGAGGGUGCUGAAGGAGGAAGAGGAGGAGGAUGAGGGCAAUGCGGAGGAGUACGACCCCAUGGAGGCAGAGGAGGGAGACGAUGAAGAUUAUGACGAUAAAGACGAUGAAGACUCCAACGGACGGGACCGCAGAGACGAGCGGAGAGACGACAGGAAGUCCAAAGAGAGGUCUUCAAAAGAUAAGGAGAAGAAGCAGAUGGUCACACACAACAGAGACCUUCUGAUGGCGUUUGUGUACUUCGAUCAGAGUCACUGUGGGUACCUGCUGGAGAAGGACCUGGAGGAGAUUAUGUACACUCUGGGACUGCACCUGUCCCGGGCCCAGGUCAAGAAAUUGUUAAAUAAGCCAUUUGUGAAGGAGUCCUGCUUCUACAGGAAACUGACCGACCGGGCCAAAGACGAAGGCUCACCUGUUGUCCCUGAGGCUUCCCUGGAUGGCCUUUUAGGGAACACGGCCUUGCUGCCCUGCCGCGCACGCCUGGGUGCUGCCAGCGAACAGCAGUCUGGCGGGAUGGUGGUGUUUAACGGCGCCAUGCUGGACGUCAGCAGCAUGAUGCAGAAGCUGGAGAAGAGCGAGAGGGGCCGGGAGGAUGUGGAGCAGAAGUUGAUGACUCAGGACACUAAGAUCGAUGAGGAUGCAAAACACAUACUACACCUGGAAACGACCAAUCGCAGCCUCGUGUGUGAGCUCGACGAGCUGAAGACCAAGCUGGCUCAAACCGAGGGCAGUCUGACCGCCACGGAGGAGACGAAAAGUUUGUUCGAAGACCAGCUGAAUAAAACGGUCUCUGACCUGAAUGGAGUGAUUAAGGAAUUGCAAGGUGUUUUACAGAAGGAAGUUCCUUCUGAAGACAUUGACCAAAAAUCCCAAGCAAAUGGGUCUGAAUGAGCUGCCUUUCUCAUCUUCUUAAACUGUAAAUAUGCACUAACUCUUCAAACGGUCUUUCUUAUAAAACUGUAAAUAAGCACUAACCAUUCAAAUGCUUGUUUUAUUUUGGAUCAUUCACUUUUUGUUUUGUGCCCAGAUACAGUUUUAUGAAUGAUUGUUGGGUCAUUGUUGUGAUUUAUUUCAGGUUUCCUACAUAACUUAUUAUCCAAACAAAAGAAAUCCAUUGACAAAAUAACUUGCUUAAAGAAAAUAGGUUAAUUAUCUCAGUUGUAAUAUGUUCAAAUAAUGAGGCUUAAUGUUAAGUUUAUAUUUAAAAGAAUUGUUUUGUUUAGAAUAGUGUUUUUCUUGUUGAAAUCUGGAAUUUAUUGGAUUAUUUGUUGAAGGAGACUUUCUUUUCUUUUUUUUUUCACAAAAUAAUGCUAAAUUAAUAUUAAUUUUCUAUUCAAUACAAUGUAUUUUGCUUUACUAUCUAAUCCCUCUGUCCAGUUAGUUUGUGCUCGUAUGUGUGUGUGUGUACUUAUCCAGGAGAUCUAAUUAGCAAUAAUGGUGUGUUAUUUAUGUUUCAAGUGGUGUGAGAAAAAAAAAGAAAAAAAAAAAGGCUUUGAUAAGAACCACAAGUGAAAGCAGUGCUGUUGUGCGGAAUUAAACACUGUUUGCUAGUGUUCCUCAAUAUUGCAACGACUGAUCAAUAAACAGGUUUUUACUGGAGCAUUCCGUCCUCCUUGCCCUGGGUUAAGAGCCUGCUUCACAGGCCCCCUCUCUGCAUGGUAGCGAGGUUCGAUUGUUAGCUUGUUAGCUCCGCUAGUUCGCACGCUGAAGUGCGGCGAAGGCUCGUUACCAUGAGAACGCUCCCUGAUGAAGUAACCCUGUUGCCUAGUGCCGGUUUUGUCAUUAGCUGACUGGUAACAUGUUCGUCUGGCAAAUCUUGGGGCAAGUGAGAGGCUGGGGUUCAAAUCCCACCCCAAACUCUCUGGGCAAACCUCUCUCUAGUUGCACAUGCAGCUCCAUCAGUCCGCCUCUGGAGCACAUCACCGUUUAUACCGUAUUUAUAAAACACAAAAAGAAAAGUUAUUUGUAAAAAUGCAGUCUGUUCCGCCUUCUAAUUGUGUUUAACAGGCCUAGCCCUAUUUGUGAAUUAUUCAGUUUGUUCAUAUGAAAGGGAAUUUGAGUUCAGCUAAAUAUGAGUGGUGAUCUGAGUUUAAAGUUCUGGUUGAGUUUUCACACACAUGCGUGACUGGCUCUGCCUGAGGGCGUUAAUCUAAUGAAUGGUGUGUGCAUAAAGGAAAGAAACAGAUUUAGACAUGCGUCCAAAGCAGAAUAAUUAAGAUUAUUUUUCUAUAUAACAUGUACUAUGGUUGUCCUGUGCAAAUAAAAAUGGUUCAUUUUA
Molecule: messenger RNA, 5148 nt
Organism: Conger conger (European conger)
Lineage: Eukaryota; Metazoa; Chordata; Actinopteri; Anguilliformes; Congridae
Gene: ccar1
Product: cell division cycle and apoptosis regulator 1
Exons: 26
Coding region: 117-3761 (1214 amino acids)
Biological process (GO): regulation of DNA-templated transcription
Cellular component (GO): nucleus
Source: RefSeq, a predicted model, not a curated record